AUGAGAAUUACAAACAAAAGUCUAUUACACUGUAAUCUCCCCAAAUUAUCGUCUCUAUCAAGUAUUCGAGAUAUUGUGCUGAAUAGUAAAAAAAACGUAUCAAAUGUGGAAUUGGAUAUAGUUGAUAAAAGCACUGCUCAAAAUCUACUCAAAGAUGUAGAUAAAAUGAAAAAUAAGAAGCUAUUGGUUUCCAAAAAGAGAAAGCUGGAAAUAAAACCUCCAUGGAUCGAUUUCAACGCUAAGUACAAUAUCAAUUAUGAUUCUCCGAAACGUGCUCAAUUUCAGAAAACGAGUGAGUUCUUCAAUAAUGCUAAAGUUGAAUUUGAAUGGGGCGUUGCCUCCUUCAAAUCAAUUCCUAGCGAAAUUGUAAAAACUAAUUUUAAAGAGAGAGAAAUUAAUGACCAUAUACCAAUUAACUCAACAAAGAGGUUUCCCGGUAAAACCAAAAUACCAUUUAAACUAAUCAAUGGACUCCCAGAGAUAACAUUUUUAGGUAGAUCGAAUGCGGGGAAGUCAAGUAUAUUAAAUAAUUUAGUAACUCAGUUGGGUAGACAGAGGUUAACUGAGGAGGCUAGGAUGUCUAGUCGACCUGGUUUUACGAAAACAUUAAAUUGUUUUAAUAUUGGUAAUAAAUUUAGAUUAGUUGAUACACCUGGGUAUGGUUUUGGUAGUAGAAUUAAUCAAGGAGGGUUAACAAUGGAAUAUAUUGAAAACCGAGAAGAGUUGGUGAGGUGUUACGUACUGAUACCUGGUGAUCAAGGUUUCACCAACCUCGAUAUGCAAAUAAUUCAUUAUCUACGAGAUAUUGGUAAACCGUUUGAAAUAAUAUUCACAAAAAUGGACAAGGUUAAGAAUCCAGAAACAUUACAGAAGGAAAUAGAUCGAUCUGGCAUUAUGGAUUUCCCAUCUCUUCCUAAACUUCUGUUCACAAAUUCUUCCAUUUCCAAGAGUUGUCCCAAGCGAUAUGGGAUCUCAGAUCUAAGAUACACCAUUUUGGAAUGCUGUAAUCUAUUGUCUAAUUAA
This is a messenger RNA of Maudiozyma barnettii, 1023 nucleotides long. It is a transcript of the gene MRX8, whose product is annotated as Mrx8p. Gene Ontology annotation, molecular function: GTP binding. Gene Ontology annotation, cellular component: mitochondrion. The record is from RefSeq and is a predicted model, not a curated record. The transcript has a single exon. NCBI's taxonomy places the organism in Eukaryota, Fungi, Ascomycota, Saccharomycetes, Saccharomycetales, Saccharomycetaceae. The coding region runs from base 1 to 1023 and encodes 340 amino acids.